AAGUUUGCUUUUACAUUCGUUUCUGCUAAAUGUCCUGACACUACAGUGCAUGGCUACAUACUAAUAGUUUCAACAGAAAUACUGCAGUGGAGGAAACUGCCAAACUGAAAUGGCACAGAGCAGAAGAAUUUUCAUAGCCAAAGGACCAUGGUGAAUAGUGAGGAAGAAAAUAAAUGCAGCUAAACAAUCAUGGAUCCAGAGGGAAUGCCAAAUUCUGACAUGGAACCCACCAAAAUUCUGGAUGAUGAACUUGCGGCUGCUGGUCUUGACUCCUUAUUUUGGUCCAAAGUGUUAAAAGAUAAAUUAGGAGUGACUGAUAAAAAACAGCUAGAUUAUUUAGACGAGAAGGACUUUAUAUUGCUAAAGGAGCACAUUCGCUUCAGAUGGGAGGAAAAAGCUCUUUGGAAAUUGUUCAAUAUUUCAGAACCAUCAAAAUCUGAAGAUCAUACAAAAACAGAAGGAAAACCAACUACAAAACAGGAAGAUGUUUUAGCUUUCUCGAAAGCAUGUGAACAUCAUGUGACCAAACACAAAGCGAAGGCAAAAGAACUUGAGGCAAAAUUGAAAACAGUUCAUGAGGAGCCUAAAGAAACAUACCUGAAAAAUGAAAGAACCCUUAAGGAUUGUGUUGAAGGUUUGAUGAAAAAACCCUUUAUAGGCAGUGAAUCUAAAUGUUCACCUGCCAUGUCCAUUUCUGAUGAAGAGAUUUUAAAAACGUCUUCUGGUGGUCUUGCUCUUCAAGGAAUUUUCAAAACUGACAAAGUGGAAGAUCUGUUGAAAGACAGACAACAACUGAUCAAAGUCGAUACCUGCAAACUUGCUGGACCAAGACAUAACUCUCACUACAGGAAAUAUGAGUUUUCUUGCUACAAAUCUCACAAAGAGUUUUUUGAAUCUGUUGGGAAACUGGGCUACAGCUACAGUGUAGAACAUGACCUUGGAUUUCCAGCUGUGCAAGCAAAGUAUGGCCUGCAAAAUGCAUCUGUUUCCUCCACAACUGCAUCUUUGGAAGACCAGUGUGAGAAAGCUUAUGAAGCAGUGACACUUUGUCAUUACAUACCACUGGCUUCAACUUUCAUUGACCAACUUAUUUUAUCCGAUUCUGCAAAAAAAGAGCUAAUAGAAAUAAACGAAUUGCUGCAUGCCAUCAAUGAAAAUGAAAACAACGCAAGACUCCUUCAACAUGCAGAGAAAUUCUUUCAAAAGUUUGGUUCUCAUGCAUCUCAAGGACCAAUUCACUUUGGUGGAACAUUUUGGUGGCAGGCACACGCUCAGGGAUUUUCAGAGCAGAACCAAAAAAAGGUGAAAACCAUGGUCAAUCAUGUUUUGGACAUGAAUUGCAGUGUGGCAUCAAAAAUGUUUUUAGGUUCACAUCACCUAAGUGUCUCUAAAGAAAAAGGAGCCUCUCACAAAACAAUUAGCGAUGAACUCAAUACUGUGGUGCAAUUCUGUAUUGAUAAAUUUGGAGGUCCAUCUGCAACAGAUGAUCACACACUGUGGAAAAGCAGUCUUGCAGAAAGCAACAAAACCUGGGCUGUCAUAGACAGAGGAUCCACUUUGACUCCAGUCUGGCAUAUCAUCAGGACUCAGCAUAAGGAUGAAUUUCAAGAUCCCUUCAGAUUGUGCACAUUUCUCAUGAGAGCUCAUGAAAAAAUCACACAUCAACGUGCAGAAUCCACAGAUGACAUUACAGUAUUAAAAACUCUGGAUGAAGCUAAAGAAAUGAUGAGGUCGGUGCACGAAUGGUCUGUUUCUGAUGCAGAAAACCAUCUCAGAGAUUUGCUCAAAAUGAAAACCCAAAUUAAGGAAACCACAACUUCAUUCAGGCAAUGGAUUGAUGUUUUCCUCUCAAACGAGGCACUUCAGAAGUUCUUAACAGACAUUACGCAAUAUGAUGAUGACAAUUUAAAAUUUAUGACAUGUUUGGUGAUGGACACACACUGCCAUGAAGUCAAAACAUUUCCAAAUAGAGCACAGAUUUUACAAUGGAUGAGAGGGAAACCAGAGUUCAAUCAAAAUAAAAAUGACAUGUUUUGCUCCAUCCAUCAGUUUUCUGAUGUGCAGAAAGUUCUUGAAAAAUCUUUUGAAGAUUUUCAGCAAAUCCCUGAAAAAGACAAGAAUAACACAAAAAACAUCACAUGUGAAGUUACCCAUGCAAUAAAUUCAUGGAUUGAUACCAUGAAAGAGACUGAUACUGACUUAGUUUUCCUUGUGCAGUCGCUCGCAAAACUUGUAGGAUACAGAGAGGACACGUUUCAUCCUAUUUUGGGUCCACAGGAAAUUGAUUUCUUAAAAAAUGAGCUGUCGGAUACACACAGAAAGUAUAUGGACUUUAGAAAGCAGAGUACCUUAAAGGCUCAGGCUUUCAGUCUAUUGACAGCCUUAACUGCAACCUAUAAGGGUCAUAUAAGCUCCAUUCAUGAGAAACAGAAAUUACUUGAUGCCUUCAAACACACUAUGAAAACAGACAUAAUUCCUGAUUUGGGAAAAGCAAUUGCUGAUUUCUUAUGUCACGUAAACUGGGAGGAGUUUGAGCAGGCACUGAGGUUGAUGAUUGCUGAACCUUUAAGACUAGAAGACAGCUCACAAUCUACAGAUAAAACAUCAUUUUCAGAAAACAAACAAACCACAGACAGCUCAGAAGUACAGCAUGGCAUUGAAAGUAAAAACACAGAGGGAUUUUUCCAACAUAAUAUUGGGCUUGCAAGCCCAUGUAAAGAGAUGUUUAAAAAACUGGACUUGCUUAAAUACUAUCCAGCAAACAUUUCAAAUGCAGAUAUUAAUAAUAUAAACAUUAAUGUGUCAAUGUGCAACAAUCAAGUUGGCAAGGAGAAAGAGCUAUGGUUUCACUUUAUCUACAAACUCUUAACACUUGACGUUAAUGUCAGGUUUUUGUGCAUUGAACCAGAGUUAUGUCUUUCCUGUGAGGCACAGUCCAAUACCUUGGAAAGCUUUAUCAAUUUUCAGGAUGAUAGUGCUGUCUCUGAUAUUAAACAAGAGACUCAUAUCCAUCCCAUGGACAUCUGCAUGGCAGUUUUCUAUUGUUCCAAUGAUUUUGUACGACAAAUUGUUUUUACACAAUUAUACAAAUGUCACUUUGCAUUACCUUUGCUGGUGCCACAGCUAUGCAAUCAAGAAAUAGAAAUGCCUGUCUGGCCACUCCAAAUGAGUGCCCUUAAAUGCCAAUCCACAGACCAAUCUGCAGUGACAAGCUCCAUAUUGGAUAUGUCUCUUCCAGUGGUGUCUUUCAUGAGACUCGGAAGUUCCAGAAUUUCAAAAUCAAACAUUAUGAAUGACGUAAUCAACAAGAACAGGCACGCAACUUUCUUCAGUCGCCACUGUAAAGGCAGUACAACAACACGGCUUUUGUUGGAUGGAGUAGCAGAGAUUUCAUGGUACUUGCCAGAGGGGAAAAGAAAUGGCAUAUUUAAAAACUCCGUGGCUUUUAUCAACCUCCAUGGUGAUGCCUGCAACCAUCCCCAACAGGUAGAGUUCCUUAAGGGACUGAGUUCAGUGAUUGUAUUACUGUUACCUGAAAAUCUCACCAGUGCUUCUGUGAAAGCAGCACUUGAUGGUUUUCUGAAACGUGAAACUCCUAUUAUUGCUUUGUUCUCUGGAAUGGAGAAAACAAACGAAAGUGGUCCUCAAAAAAUCGCUGCUAAAAACAGAAAUGAAGCUGAACUAACAAAGGAAAUCAUCUUUAAGUGUAAUCAAUAUCUCUCAAAAGAAAACAGGAAGCAAAAACUGAAGGAUCAUUUUGAUCAAGCAAAACAGCAAGGAUUCAUUGUUGGAACAGAGACUGAAAAACUAGGAAGAAACAAAGCAGAAAUGCUCAUGAACAUAUUAUAUGGCAAGGAAGGAAAAAUGCCAUCAAAAAAUGAACAUUUGCCAUUGCAAGGUCAGAUGUGGAAGGAUUGGUGCAACAAAGACAAAGAGUUUCACCGCCCGCAGAGUAAAAAACAAAAGAGCAUUGAGCAACACCGUGCUGAAAUAACUCAGGAAAAACAGAAUAUUAGAAAAGAUCAGCAGAAAAAAGCUUCUCCUAACAUCUUCAUGGAAGAUUUUCUGCAAUAUGCUGUCAAGGUGGAGGAAAAGGAAAGACUAUACUUUUUCAACUGGUUCAGCAAAUGCCUUGAUGAUGCUCUCACAAGUAACCUUGUUGAUCUUAAAAAACAGUACAACACAGCAUGGCUAAAAUACAGAGAAUCUUCAGAAGAAGAGAAAGGUAACCACAAGACGAAUAUUUCUAAGAUAUCUGACGGAAUACAGCAGGCCACAAUUGGGAUCCAACAUGUGUUUCGUGAGAUAAGUCAGUUAUAUGAAUCCCACAGCUCUUCUAAAGACAACAAGACUAUCCAUGGAAUUGAACUUGAUCAUCUACCUGAAAUAGCUGUUGAUUGGAUGCUGUCUGGACACCCACUGGAACUAAUGGUUGGUGAUACAAACUAUGUACCAAUUCAAUGGGUCAGAGCUGUCAUAAAAAAACUUACUCACAAAAUUGGGGACAAAAGAGUGUUAGUUCUUUCUGUUGUAGGGCUUCAAAGUUCUGGCAAGUCAACUCUUCUGAACACAACGUUUGGCCUUAAUUUUGCUGUAAGUUCAGGCCCAUGCACAAGAGGAGCAUUCAUGCAUUUGCUUCCAGUCGAGGAACACAUGAGGAACCAGCUGUCUGAUUACAUAUUAGUAUUGGACACAGAGGGACUGCGCUCCACAGAAAGCAAUCCUGAUAUCGUGGUCAGAAAUGACAAUGAACUGGCAACCCUCAUAAUAGGAAUCAGUGACAUUGCACUGAUAAAUGUCAUGGGAGAAAAUCUGUGUGAAAUACAAAAUAUUCUCCAGGUUUGUUUUCAGGCAUUGUUGAGAAUGAAACUUGUAAACAUAAGACCAAGUUGUAUAUUUGUUCACCAAAAUGUGUCAGACAUGGGAGCUAGGGAAAAUAACCAAGGAGGACGAAUGCAACUGAUAGAGAAACUCGACGAGAUUGCCAAGGCUGCUGCAGAAGAAGAGAAUCAGGUGGUGUCAGGCUUCAAUGACAUCAUAAACUUUGAUGUUAACAGGGAUGUGUUUUACUUCAAGAGUCUAUUGGAGGGAGAUCCACCCAUGGCUCCACCCAACCCUUCAUACAGUCAGAAUGUGCAGGAACUGAAAAAGAGAGUGCUCUCCAUUUCAGACUGGCAGCCGAACUACAAACCUCUCAGUCUGUCUGAGCUCAGUGAACGAGUCAAAGACAUAUGGGGCGCACUGUUAAAUGAGAACUUUGUCUUUAACUUCCGUAACUCUUUGGAUAUGGGAGUGUACAGUGAUCUAGAGAAAGAGUACCAGAGUUGGUCUUGGCAGUUGAGGAAAGAAGCUUUAGAGACACAAGCGACCUUGAACGGCAGAAUUAAAAGUGGAGAGUUGAGUAAUAUCAGUGAAUCAAAGAUAAAAGAGAUGUUUGCAGACACUUAUAAUGCCAUCAAAAUGAAUGUGGACAAAUAUUUCAGGACACAGAAACAUUCUGAUAUUCUCUCUCAGUGGAUAGUUUUAAUUGAUUCGAGACUGGAAAGUUUGAUAAAUGAAGUCACCAAUGAAACCUAUGCAAAAGGAUUUAAGGAAAUAAAGCAAAGACAACUCAAACUAGAGCUUGACAGCAAGAUGAAACAGUAUGAGAAAGAUUUGUUUCAGAAGAGCAUGGCUGCAGCAUCUGAACUCAGAAAUCAAACUCCAACCGAUGAUCUAAUACAGAGUGAAUUUAACAGACUCUGGAUACAGUGGACAACGGAUCUGUCCGAUAUGAAUCCUAAAGAAACUGAAAUAGAUGUUCAGGUAAUGGUUGAAAAUGCUGUAUUUGAUCGCUUUGAAAAACACAAAAAUACCAUUUGUAACAUAUCAGAAAAAGAGUUUAAAUUUGAUAAUGCCAAACAUAUCAAAUUUUCACUCUUAAAGCCUUUCAAAUACGAUCGUUUUAAUGAUUUAGGUAAUGACAUUUCUAAACGGAUUUUAGAGGACACUAAUAGAAGAAUAACUCAGAAGGCUGCUGAGAAAAAUGAAGUAACUGAGAAUUUCAUUCAUGAGAUUUUGGGGGAAAUUGAGGAAAUUAUCCAAAAAUGUCAGAGUUCCUGUGAUUUACAAUUCACAAGUUUGUACAAAGCCAGCAUAUCUGCUUAUGUUUGCAAAAAAGUAACUUGCAAGCUUAGAAAAAUAAAUGAAGAUUUAAAGUCAGCAAAUGAUCCCAUUAAACAAUUAAUGAAUCAAAAGCAAAAUUACUUUGAACUGUACAAACAGUACUGUCAGGGCGCUGAAUCAGUUAAGACUUUUGUCUCAGUUCUCACAAGCAAACUUAAAGGACCAAUGCAAUGUGCUCUUUUUGACAUGUACAGCAUUGACAUAGCAGACCAUCUGAAGUCACACCACCCAGCACUUAAACAUAAUAAAUUUAAUUUGGAGCUUCACAUAAUGAAACAAUUGGCAGAAAAAGAGAAUUUUAAGGAUUACAUGAUGUACAAUCAAAAUCCAAAAUAUUUCUAUCGAGAGUUCAUUAGAGAAUGUGUUGUCAACUAUAUUGAUGAUGAAGCAAAAGUUCUAGAGGCACUUACAUCCAGCUGGUCACAACUGACAGACAUAGUUUUGGUUGAGAGCUCUUCUGCAUCAGAAAAUAUGAGAGAAACACAGGGAAAUGCCUCGAUGUGGCUUGAUCAGUUUUGCACAGGACUUUACCGAACAGACCAUCGGAAACACCAUAUUCAUUUGUCAAGAAAUGAUUUGAGUACUAUUGAAGAUAUGCACAUUGAUGAUGCACAAAUUCUCCAGGAGUCAGUUGCUCGUUCGCUCAAGGAAAUGUUGGAGGAAACACUGAAGGACCCCAAAAGUCUUUUGGGCUCAAAGCCUUUGAUUUUCAAACUCAAAGAAAAGCCAGUUGAUAUUCUGUUUGAACAGCUGAGUGGAUGCUGGGAGCAGUGUCCUUUCUGUAAAGCUGUGUGCACAAACACCAUUCCGAAUCAUACCACAGAUCACACCGUUGAGUGGCAUCGCAGCCAAGCCAUCGGUGGUCUUUUUCAUGAUCACUGGAGUUUGAGACUUUGGAAACAUUAUCGCCUAGAUAAGGAUGCAGGUAAACCUUUUGUCAUUGACAUGUGAUCAACAUCAGUUAUCAGUGACUUUACAUUCAAAGUACAAACACAAUGGAUCCCUUUAAAAAACUACAAAAAUGCAGGCCAUCCUUAUAAUACCUGGAAAAUUCCAGAAGACAAUAACGACAGAUUAUAUUGGAAAUGGUUUAUCUGCACCUUCAAAAAACAGCUUGAAGAACAGUAUCAUUUCAAAUUUGAAGGCCUUGGAAAAAUCCCGGAGAACUGGCAAAACAUUACAAAGGAAGAGGUCCGAAAUGAGAUGGAUGCCAUAAUAAAUGAAAAUGAAAUAAACAGGAUUCAAAGAAACAAAUGAUUAUCCGGACCAUCAAAAGAAAGGCGUAUCACAGAAAAACAUUUUUUUUUCUGUGUGUAUAAUAGUCUUUAAGCAUUAAAUAUGUUCAUUUAUCAUGCCAACUGGAAGUGUUUGUAAACUACAUUAUUUCUGCAUUGUUAAUAGUAAAAGUUUGUAUGUUUUGUCAUUUUACUAAGUGUUGAAGAUAAAUGGGAAACUUGUUUGAAAUAUUUAUACUAACAAUUUAUCAUGUCAUGCUUAAUAUAAAUGUUAUACUUUUUUGGUUCUUUUCACCUCGCUGCAUAUUUUAUCAGAAAAAGCCAAGUGUGGGUGUGACGAACUGAAAGAUGUGAAAAGAUUAACUAAAAGAUUUAAUGAAAAUGACCAACUUUAAGAAGUGUGUAAUGUUAAAAAAGGCAUAAAAAUGAUCUGCAAAUGUACAUCACAUUAUUAUAUGAAAUACAUGGAUAUUGUUGCUGUGUUAACCUUAUUUUUUAACUGUUUGUCAUAUCUGAAAUCUAUAAGAUGAAAAAUAAAAGAAUAUCUAAUCAAAUGUCCUGUUUAUGUUGUGCUUGCCAAACACAAAUAAUUAUGUCAUGGCAGCCCAAUAAAAUAUUCACAUGACAACAGACAAAAUUAAAACUUAAGUAAUUUUUAAAUUGGCAAA
Triplophysa rosa is the source of this 8068-nucleotide messenger RNA. Its product is annotated as interferon-induced very large GTPase 1-like. The record is from RefSeq and is a predicted model, not a curated record. Bases 190 to 7116 code for a protein of 2308 amino acids. Gene Ontology annotation, molecular function: GTP binding. Lineage: Eukaryota; Metazoa; Chordata; Actinopteri; Cypriniformes; Nemacheilidae. The transcript has 4 exons.